Molecule: messenger RNA, 8193 nt
Organism: Tupaia belangeri chinensis (Chinese tree shrew)
Lineage: Eukaryota; Metazoa; Chordata; Mammalia; Scandentia; Tupaiidae
Gene: KCNA3
Product: potassium voltage-gated channel subfamily A member 3
Exons: 4
Biological process (GO): action potential; potassium ion transmembrane transport; protein homooligomerization
Cellular component (GO): membrane; voltage-gated potassium channel complex; axon
Molecular function (GO): delayed rectifier potassium channel activity
Source: RefSeq, a predicted model, not a curated record
UUCCCGGAGACCCGGCGGGGCGUCCCCAAGCGGCGCAUGAGGUACUGCGACCCGCUCCGCAACGAGUACUUCUUCGACCGCAACCGGCCCAGCUUCGACGCCAUCCUCUACUACUACCAGUCCGGGGGCCGCAUCCGCCGGCCGGUCAACGUGCCCAUCGACAUCUUCUCCGAGGAGAUCCGCUUCUACCAGCUGGGCGAGGAGGCCAUGGAGAAGUUCCGCGAGGACGAGGGCUUCCUGCGGGAGGAGGAGCGGCCCCUGCCCCGCCGCGACUUGGUGUGGCUGCUCUUCGAGUACCCCGAGAGCUCCGGACCGGCCCGAGGCAUCGCCAUCGUGUCCGUGCUCGUCAUCCUCAUCUCCAUUGUCAUCUUCUGCCUGGAGACGCUGCCCGAGUUCCGCGACGAGAAGGACUACCCCGCCUCCCCGUCUCAGGAUGUGUUCGAGGCGGCUGGCAACAGCACGUCGGGGACCCCGGCCGGAGCCUCCAGCUUCUCUGAUCCCUUCUUCGUGGUGGAGACCCUGUGCAUCAUCUGGUUCUCCUUUGAGCUGCUGGUGCGCUUCUUCGCUUGCCCCAGCAAAGCCACCUUCUCACGAAAUAUCAUGAACCUGAUAGACAUCGUGGCCAUCAUCCCGUAUUUCAUCACUCUGGGCACCGAGCUGGCUGAGCGACAGGGAAACGGACAGCAGGCCAUGUCCCUGGCCAUCUUGAGGGUCAUCCGCCUGGUGAGGGUCUUCCGUAUCUUCAAGCUCUCCCGCCACUCCAAGGGGCUGCAGAUCCUCGGGCAGACGCUGAAGGCUUCCAUGCGGGAAUUGGGCUUGCUUAUCUUUUUCCUCUUUAUUGGAGUCAUCCUUUUCUCCAGCGCCGUCUACUUUGCUGAGGCAGACGACCCCACUUCAGGUUUCAGCAGUAUCCCGGAUGCCUUCUGGUGGGCAGUGGUAACCAUGACAACGGUAGGCUAUGGUGAUAUGCACCCAGUGACCAUAGGGGGCAAGAUUGUGGGAUCUCUCUGUGCCAUCGCCGGUGUCCUGACCAUUGCUUUGCCAGUUCCUGUGAUUGUUUCCAACUUCAAUUACUUCUACCAUCGGGAGACAGAAGGGGAAGAGCAAGCCCAGUACAUGCACGUGGGGAGUUGCCAGCAUCUCUCUUCUUCAGCCGACGAGCUCCGAAAAGCCAGGAGUAACUCAACUCUGAGUAAGUCGGAGUACAUGGUGAUCGAAGAGGCGGGUAUGAACCAUAGCGCUUUCCCCCAGACCCCAUUCAAAACGGGCAAUUCCACUGCCACCUGCACCACGAACAAUAAUCCCAACUCUUGUGUCAACAUCAAAAAGAUAUUCACCGAUGUUUAAUGUAUGAUACAAGUGACAUACUGUACUCAGUUUGCGUGGAACGUGCCCCCUUGGUCUGUGUAUGCCCUUGUUUUAUACAUUUCCAGACCAUCCAUCAGAAAAGGCCAUGAAGUGGGAAGCACACACUUCAUUCUCCCUGUCCCUACUGCUUCAUACUGAAACAGGUGCCUGUUUUGCAAGUGGGCUGCAUUCUCUCAGCCCUUUUUUUUUUCUCCCUCUCUCUUAAUAUUGCAAACAACAAACUUACAUUAAACUUCAUUUCUAGUACACGCCCCGUGAAAAACAGUACAUCCUGGGAGGAAAUGAAACUAAAGAAUGGUUAGAGUAACUGUUUAACCUCAAAAUUAAAAGGGGUUGUUUCUUUACUAAGUAAAGCAGGCAAAUACUUAAAGGCUGCUUCAGUUUGAUGGACUCUUCAACAUUAUUUAUUGAAUGUUCAACUGUGCUACUGUGAAUGAAAAAUCUAACUAGGACAAUGACUUAUAAAUCUACCGUAGUUUAUUUGGUUUUUGGCUGGAAGUUUUAUCUGAAUUGCAACCUCACCCUCCCCCCACCCCCUUGAGAGGGUCUCUACAACUUUGAACAAAGGGAAAUGCUCAAGGUGUAAUUAGUUUAAUGCUGACUAAUUAGUUUAAUGCUUUGGAGCUUGCUAAGCAUUUCCAAAGUAUUAGACUAACAGAUUCCCACGAAGUUGUGUGCAUAUGUCUCAGCCAACAUCUAUCAAAGUCGAGAAGCAGAUGUUUCAGUGCUGCUGAGAGAAACAAAAAAAAAAAUUUCCUGAUGCAUCUGAGAGAUAAGCUUCUGCAGUAUCACAAGAAGAUUAAAGUGGCAGACACCCCUUCCAGCGGAAGUUACUAAUUCGGACCUGACUGAUGCAGUUCCCAUAGCAACCCAUGUUUCCUGGGAAACCCGAAAAAGGUUGUCAUGGCAUCUCUUGAACUCUAGCCCCACCCUCCCAGCCCCUGUCCCUUCCACAGUAACCUUUCCAGAUGGUUCCUACUUACAGGAUUUCAUAAGGAAAACCACUGUUUGAAUAAACCGCACAAAUAAAGUUAAGUCGGAGAAUCUAAGAAAGUGAAAUGAAUCACAAAGUGUAUUUUUUUAAGCCAUGAAAAUCAUUGAUUUCAUUCCAUAAUGACUGAAUCAAGGAGGUAAAUGCCGUGUUUAGAAUGUUAGAUAUCAACCCCAGUAAUUUAUUAUCUGAAUUAAAUGCCAGUUAUCAGGCAAUACUUUUAAAAGAUACUUCUCUAUGGUUUUCUUUCUCCAAGAAGUUUCAAGCCAGCAAAUGAAAUUAAAAAGCAAAUGUCAAAGUGUUCUGUACACAUAGGCUAUGAGAGAGUCAGUGUACCUGAAACCUUUCUGCAAUGGACCUUCAGACUUCUUUUAAAAAAUCCAAAUCCCACUGCAGCACUGUCACCAUCACAGCACUUGAAAAGCGAACUAAACUUCAAACAUACAGAGGAUGCAUGCUUUUAACUAAGGGAAUUGCAGACAAUCAAUGAAAAGGAGGGUCUGGAAGUAACCAGAUCUUGGGAGAACACCUGCAAGGUUCAGCCGUCUACUAAGGGUUGCCAGAAGACGGACAGAAUCAGCAGUUCCAACUCCUUCCCACCUCUCAGCUGUGAAUAGAAGUGAUAACCCCUUCCACUAAGAAAUGCAAAGAAGCACGCGUGCCCCCCACCCUGAGUCUGAAGACUUAUGGAAACACUGUGAGAUAGAGAUCCCUGAGGAGCUCCACUGGAGAGCUGUUCUGGCCAGGAGGAUGCUCAGUUGUAAACUGCCUGGAUCAAGAAUACAUUGGCAGGUGCAUCACUGAUGGGCGGUGAUCUCUCUGCCAGCACAUAUUUUUGUUUCAGUUGACAUUAAAUAAUAUGUCUCUAGCAAAUGCUUUAUUUAAUGGAAACAGCUCUGAAUCGGGAGGAUUCUCUUCAUAUUGUGUGCAGUACAAAAGAUAUUGACCAAGAGAUAAGGAAGGAUAGUAAAAAUAUUAAGGUAUUAUUUCAAACUUUUGACAUUUCGAUGAAAUCUAACCAUCCAAAAUCUAUACUCAAUGCUGUGGAUAAAGAAAGCCUGAAUAUUUGUUUCUAACAAGCCAACUAUUAUUGUUUUCUAUUUUUCAGUUAGCUACUGGACUAUGUAAUCGUGAGGUAUAUUCAUGUUAUAUUUUAUGUUUUAGGUUAUGUGCAACUUUUAUUUGUGAAGAUGUAUUUUGUACCAAAGGCUCUUAUACAUAGAUUAGCCCAUUUACACGUAAAUAAAUGAAGUCUACACUGUGCCCAGAUGAAUAGUAUUAAAGACAGACUUGCCUAAAAGAAAUGUGCCUUGCUUGAUUAAACAUUCUUUUAUUUUUAGUUCAAAAUGAUAGAUUUUCCAGUUAGUCUUAUAGUUAGGUUUUAGCUGAGCUUAACUUUAUACAAAUAUAUUAGUACUUAAUAUAUGCUGUAAGUGGGCUCACUUAACUAAAAUUUUAGCAUUUAGUUUUAUUUUUCAAGCUCAUAUUAGUCUAUUUAUUCAAUUUAGUUCUUAUGGAUGGUUGGUGUGGUGAGACAAAGCACAUUCUCAGAGAUAUAUAUUUCAUCUAAUGUUUAUAACUUUUCCUUCAAAAUGAUAUAUGUAAUAGGUCCCUAGCUCAUUUUCUAUUUUUAUAUUCUUUUAGAAAUGGAACUUUUUUUCAAUUAAAAAAAAGUUUUAGUUAAAAAAGAGAUUUAGAAGGUUAUGAAGACAGUUUCCCUUUGGGGGACAUUUCACUUCUGUGUCAUUAUUAAUGUAUUUACUGUGACAUUUCAGCAGAAUGGUAGCUAUUUGUACAUUACUUCAUAGGCCUUAUGGAGAGUCAAACUGUGAACACUUAGUAUAUGGAAGACUUUAUCAUUUCCAUAUUUUAUCUGCAAAAUAAACCUGAACAAAUGUAUAAAUAACCAAUCUUCUGUUAUUUAACUGCAUAGCAAUGCUAAGUUAUAAAUAAAAGUACUUGUAGAAUUACAAUUACUAUAAAAAUAUUUUAGUAGCAAAGCCAAGAUUAUAAAUUUUUUGAUGCCCUGUGGAAGGAAAUGAAUUUCCUUGAUGCUAAGUUUCAUUGUCAGUAUAGAAGAAUCAGUAACUAAAACAAUCUUAUACCUACUAGCAGCAAAACAGAUGGGGAGAACCAGGGAACUUUCUUUGAGGCAAUAUCUAUAAUGAGAUUUUCACAAUCUGCUGGUAAUUUUUUUAUGAGCAAAACUUUGAGACCAGGUCAUUACAGGAAAAAGUAAAGUAAAGGAAUGUCAGCUCUCUCAUACUGAGCUGUUUGAAACUCCACUCUAAAUGAUCUGUGAUUAAAGUGGAAAUAUUGCCACCACCUUGUUUUUAUUUUGUGUUAGCCUAUGUUGCAGAGACACUGUCCCAAAGAAGAGUCAGUCCCUUGCAGACAGCUUAGUCCUCGUAAUUGAUAGUUGCAACCUGGUCAGUCGUAGAGUAGUCCUCAUCAGAAGUUGGACUAGUUGAAGCAAACUGAUCAACUGUGCUGUAGGAAGUCUUAUAUGUCUAGAUGUUUUUAGUAAGGAUAGUAAGUAUUAUAAAAAUAGACACAAAAUCUACCUUUAUGAAAUACCAAUGACAUAACUUUAAGCAUUAUAUUUAAUAUCAUGUUUAAUAGCUGCAUUAUUAUUACAGUCUGCAUUUCAAAGAAAUAAGAAAACCUGGAUUUUUGUACAGAAUGGUAUCAGAUGUGUAAACUGCCAUAUAAAAUAUAGUUCAGAGAAUGGGUAGGUAAAAGGAGACUAGAAUUCUCACCUACUUCCUACCUGUGAAAGCAUAGAUGAAGUCAGUUACCAUUGCUAGACUUCAGUUUCUUCCAUUGCCAAAUGGGUAUGACAGGUUCAGUGAUCUCUGGAGCCCUUUCCAAGCCCCCAAAUCCUCUUUCUACAUGUUCGAAAAAAAGCUUUGAGAAAUAUUUAAGAUUUUCUUAUACAUUUCUGGAAGGAAAGUAUAAAUUGAAAUAAGAUUUCAUAAAUCUUAAAAGUGUCAUAAAUAUGUCAUCCUUCAAAUUGAUUGUGCAAAGAAGAAAUAAGAUUCUUUAAGAAUUUUCACUGAUCUAUAAGGGGAUUGUGAAGAAGAAAAAUUACUCUGCAGAAGGGAAAAUAGACUAAAGUGAUAGCUAUAAAGGAGUAGAACUUUUUUGUGAAAUUUACUUAGAUGUUAAGGUGAUUUGGAAAUUGUACACACAAUGCUAAAAUAUACCAGAGCUUUAUUGUACACUCAACAUUGUAAGGGGAAGGUGAGAAAAGGCUAGUGCGAUAGAAGUGUUUGCCUUACAGUCUCUGGAUUUCCUUGUACACAAGCAGCAGUUUUGUGGAGCUGAUGCAGGAGUCUGUGCUGUAGUGCUGGCUCUGCCAAUAACUCCUGUGCCCUGGGAGGGUCCCUUUAACUUCUCAGAGCCUCAAUUGCUGUAUCUGUAAAGGGAAAGUUCUUUAAAUUUAGUAAUCUGUAUGCUUUUUUUCAUCUCCAAAAAUUCUGUAACAUUUUCACACUGUCACAAUGUGUACAUGUACAUGUUGCUGAGAUGCCACUUAGUCCUAAUCAAGUUACUGAAUAGAUUGCAAAUCCAAAUCAUAUUUCGGACAUUGCCGAUUGACCUCAGCAAGACAUAGAAAAGUUAAGCAUUCCUUUUUAUUUGACUAUGGCUUCAUUACUACAAUUUAUCAUUUCAUCUUUGAAUGCUGAGAGUUACCUAAAUACAAUGUCUGUUCAAGUUUAUCAUCUCUUUACAUUUUUGUAGUUAAAUGAACACUUAGCAGAUCAGAAUUACAUGUAUCAUGCUUACUAAUGAACUGUAGCUGAUUGUAAGGUACAUAUUUGUCACAUUAAAAGGUUAAUGGCCUUUUGGCAAUGUCUAUAAUUUUAAAUAAUAUUCAUAAAAUUUUGUAAUUUUUUUUUGCAUAUAAAGGAGGCCUGAUAGAGCCAUAUUGUAAUUAAUUUUGCUCAGGAGUGACAAACAAAAUUCAGGGAUAACCCCAAAACUUAUGUUUGGUAUUAGUGGACAGUUGGGAAAAGAAGGGUUAUAGCUUUUGCACAACGUAGAUAAGAGGUAAUACACCCAUUGAAAAAUAUGAACAUAUUCUGGUUGCCAAUUUUAUUGCAGAAAGAGAUUAGGUUAUAAUGAUGCUAAAAAUGUGGGCACUAGAGAAAUUGUUAAAUGUUAGCAGUCCAUCUGAAUAAUCCAGAAAUAUUUUGUCAUACUAAGAUUAUUUGUUCAGAGGUUUAGUCUUAUAUCCCUUCCAUUCAGAAAAGGGGGCAGUUUUUAAAGGCCUCUUAUCAUAAUAGGAAAUGUAUAUUUUGACUAGUGGAGCAAUUAAUUAAAACAUUGAAUCCAAUAAUUUUGGUUUGGUGAAUUUGAAUUUUAACUUUAGGUGUAAUUGAGUCUGUUAUGUAUUAGUGUUAGUAAUCUUUGUGAGAAGUGAUUUCAUCCAUUUAUUAAAAGUUGAUGAAAUUUGCUAAAUGUUAAUCUAGCAUAUUGUGUUAAUACUAUAUCUUACAACAAUUUGUGAAGCGAUCAUACUAAACAAACCAUCGUAGUAUCCUCCUGGUAAAUUGUUCCUAUGGUGUGAUCUUUUAAUGCUAGGUUUGGGGAUGGGGAGGUUAAGUACCUAGUUUACUUAAAACUGUCAAAGUGUUUUUCUUAAAUGCCAUAAAAUUGUAUGACUAUAAACCAAAUAAGAAUAGCCUCUUUUUAUUUUAAAAACACUGUAUAGACCAUUUGAGAACUACCCCAUAAAAUGCUAUAAUUUAUGUUAAAACACACCUGCAGAUGUGUUAUAUAUACACACACACACAAGGGAAAGCAAACAAUGUAUGUCACAUUUCUAGGUUAUAUGCUAAAUGUUUUAAAAAUCCAUUUUUGAAAUCUUAUACAGAUAGUAAUUAUGUAGAGGUCAGAAUAAUGAAUAGAACAUCUCCAUUUUUUCAUAAGCGAGUCUAAAAUUUAUCUGUAACUUUUUUUAGUAUCAUACUUUGCAAAGAUCAUACAUAUAUUUUAUUUACUCCUUACAGUGUUCAUCACAUGAAGUGCUAAUACCAUCUGAAGUUUAGAGCUUAAGCAUCCAAAGUUUAAGAAUUUCAAAUGACUUACCCAAGACACAUGGCUUGAAAGCUCAUAUUCUUCAUACUAUUCACUCUGUCAUGUUAUUUUUAUCUUAUUCAUUAUCUUAAAACUUUGACUAAAAUUUAAUUUUAAAAGAUACAUUGAGAAAUUUCAGAUUUUAACAAAAAGGCAUUGUUGCUAUUACGGUUUGACCUUUUUAUAUACUUCUAAACUAUGGUCCUUCCAGAGUGAUAUUCACAUUUUUCAUCUCAAACAUUAAGUCCACAUACCCUGACCACAGACUAAAUUCAUUUGAUGUCACAAUGCUAGACUGAAAAAUGACCUUCUUCUCUGAUAUUUCUAAUUUCCUUUUUUAAAAAACUAUCAUGAUGACUGAUUUCUGAACAGCUGAAAGAAGCAAUAAUCAACCCUAGAAACAGCAUUCAUUCUGAUUCCGAGGAAAAAGUCCAGACUGCAUUCAUCAUCAGAACCAUUUUUCAGCUUAUUGUUUUUCAUCAUACUUGUUCUGUGACUGGGGGAGUACAGGGAAGGAGGAAUGGAGAGGAAUGCUUUUUAUUAAAAAAAAAAAACAAACGAUUUCCUGUAACUAUUUAAAAUGAAUUAGUUAACCAAGUAUGAGAUAACAGUACUGUUAACAUUUAGCCAUAGUUUGGGGGUCAGCAGAUGGCAUAGCAGUUACGUCGCUGGAUUCCCACAUAGCCGACUGCAGUUCGAGUCUUGGACUCGGUGUCUUGAACCUCACAUCAGGCGCGUGUGUGUGCAUGCCC